Molecule: messenger RNA, 3570 nt
Organism: Glarea lozoyensis ATCC 20868
Lineage: Eukaryota; Fungi; Ascomycota; Leotiomycetes; Helotiales; Helotiaceae
Exons: 1
Coding region: 1-3570 (1189 amino acids)
Cellular component (GO): cytoplasm
Molecular function (GO): metal ion binding; glycerophospholipase activity
Source: RefSeq, a predicted model, not a curated record
AUGGCAUACAUGCAUCAUACCUACGGACCUAGUUGCCACUUGGCUCGGAGUGUCUCUUUCGGGGAAAUUGAAGACGGGGACGACAUACCGCAACUAAAGCCACAAUAUUUCUUCAGGUCGGACCCCAUCGAUGAUCUUUCUGUAGUCCCCACCACGGCUGGCUCAGACUCCAAAGGUUCGAAACAUCCAUUACGUCCAUUUUCCGCGAGCGACAACUUUGCGCUAGAGGAAGCCUGGUUGGACUUCUCUUCGCCAAAGUCCAAAAAGAAGGACAAGAAGCAAGAUAAAAAGCGCCCAUCACGGCCUGGAGACAAAACCAACACAGACGACCUGACCGGCAACCUCCCAGAGAGCGCUAAAAGUGUGGAAAAGGACAAGAAUAUCAAACAGGCUGCCACGCUAUCCGCCGGUCUCCCUGUUGACAUUCUAGACAGCAAACAGAAUGACAAGAAUUCGAAACUCACGCCAGAAGGGGAAAGCUCGAAAACGACAGCUGAAACCUCUGCGGGUAAGGAAGAUAGGCAUAGCCGGAGACACGCGCGGGCUGAAGCUGCACUUGGGAAGAUUAAGAGACGAGUAUCUACAUCCCCGAGGAAACAGAUUCGCGAGAGCAGAGACAGAAGAUACGGAAAAGAAGCUGAGGGGUCAACCGGCAGGAAAGCAGACGUCAAAGGAACUAUCCAUAAUUCGGAUAUCGAUGAGGGCAACGCCAACAAUACAGGUUGUGACGAUACUCGUCAAAUUGAUUUGGAUGCCGCAAAUUCGACCUGCUGCGGCAUUCUUGAAGCAGAUGGUCGAUUAGAGCAUCAUGAUUGUGUCAACCCUAGGAGCGACGCCAGUGGUACUGCCCAACAUCCAAUCUCGGCUCAACAUUCCAUGAGCGAUUGUCAGCGGGAUGGGACUGUAGAAAAUCUGGCUGCACAACAGGGUACGGAUGUUAGCGAGCAAAAAACAAAAGAAUAUCGCCUGUUCGAGAAGCACGAGGAGUCAAAGGCACACAAGGAAUAUGAAAAGCACCUCCACCAGGAACAUGGAGGCCGCCAUGCCACCCUUUCUACCGAAGACCAAAAUUCGAAGAUUGAUGAGUCAGUUAAUGAGCCAAGGUCCUUGUCUCCGGCGUUGCUAUUCAGAGCAAAAGGAAAGAGAGCAGAAAUCUUACCAGAUUCGAAGAAAGACAAGCUCACAAAACCUGCUCCAUCGGAGUCUCCAGCCUCUUCACCCAAAGCCAAAGAAAGGUCGGAGGUAGAAUCCCUGUUGAAGAAGCACAAAUCCAAACAAGGCCUCAGACCAGAUUCGCCUGUCCCCAUCACGACAGGGCGCGGGAAGAAAGACGCCGUAACACCAUCUUCUUCGCCAGGCGCCAUUUCGUAUCCCAGUCAAAGUGAAGAAGCUGGUACGACUGGUCAACCAUUUUUAAAGUUCGAGUCAAAUAAUGAUCAGACACCUCAAAUUGCUAGGGACCCUACCUCUGCUGGUGCCGAAGUUCUCGAUGACCAAAAGAACGUUCACAGAACCGAGGAUGAUGAAUUCACACAAUCGGAACCUGUUGAAAUAGCAGGUUGCAAAGCCAAGAAGGCCCUCAAAGGCGAGACGGACGUUCCAGUAGGCGUGUCACGACUUCACCUGGUCAAAAUACCAGCCCUCCAGAUGCACCCUAUCUAUUGGUCUCCUGUUCACGACAUCGCCGUUGUCACUCGCGGGACCUGGUUUUAUAAGCAGACCAUGUACCCUGUCGAACCUGCUGUUGCUAAUCAGCUUGAGAGUGGGUACCGGGAACUGAGACCUUGGUCGAAAACCUGGAACGACGAACUUAACAGUGCAAUGGAUGUCGGGGCCGUGGGCGAAGAAAAGAUCGUAUACCAACUCUGGCCCAAAGAUGAAGUGCUCAAAAAGGCGCCUUCUAAAAAGGCUGAAAAACAUGUGUCGACUAACCCAUACUGCGCUGCCAAAUGCUUUCACGGAGAGACCGCGGCCGAAGGUACCAUUGACUCGGAGGCAAAUACCGAUAAGUCUAAUAUCAUCACUAAGAAAUAUUCUUCAGCCCAAGUUAUCUACAAAGAUGCUCGGAAUGCUUAUAUACUCAAGCCUACUCUUCAGCCUUCUGCUUAUUACGGGCGAAAACCGUUGCAGAAAAUAAACAAGGGUAUACAGGUGGGCAUUCAUGUGGUGCGUGGAUUUGAAUGGGCUUCUUGGCAUAAGCUACAUUCGACAAAGAAGCCCGCCAAUGUCAAAAAGGCCGUCGAAAAAGCAGCUGUUUCAGGCGACGCUAAUUUUACGAAGGGCAGUGCCUGCCCGGCUUGCCAACUAGACAAUGAUCGUCCAAAAGUUACCGACCUUUGUCUAGUUGUCCAUGGGAUUGGUCAAAAACUCUCGGAACGAGUCGAGAGUUUUCAUUUCACACAUGCCAUCAAUACAGUACGUCGGUCGGUCAACAUGGAGCUCGUGGAUGAGGGCGUGAAAAGGGUGCUUCGCCCAGAUUUAGGUAGUAUUAUGGUUCUCCCUGUGAAUUGGCGUUCGAAUUUGUCGUUUGAGGCUGGGGGAUCCAUGACCAGCCAGGACCAAGAGAACAACACAUCUGCGGAGUUUACAAUGAAGGACAUCACGCCGGAUUCAAUCGCAGGAGUUCGGAGCCUAAUAUCAGACGUGAUGCUUGAUAUUCCAAUGUACAUGUCCCACCAUAAACCAAAAAUGAUUCAAGCAGUCGUCAGCGAGGCGAAUAGGGUGUAUCGACUUUGGUGCAAGAACAAUCCUGGGUUUCAUGAAGAGGGCAGGGUCCACUUGAUAGCUCAUUCUCUUGGUAGCGCGAUGGCUGUUGAUAUCCUGAGCAAGCAGCCUACCGCUACGCCGAAGCUUGAUUUGAAUUCCAGGAAGAUUAACGCGAAGCACUUCGACUUCAAGUGCACCAACCUCUUCUUGGCGGGUAGUCCUGUAGGUUUCUUCUUAUUGCUCGAAAAAGCACAAUUGCGCCCUCGCAGGGCUAGAGCAAAAGUCGAUGCAGAAGUUACUGAUGAUAAUGAUAAAUCGAUUACCGGAGAAGCAGGGACCUACGGUUGUCUGGCAGCGGACAACAUUUAUAACAUUAUGCAUUACAACGAUCCGAUUGCCUAUCGUCUCAAUCCCACAGUUGACGCACCGUAUUCUACAAGCUUGAAAAAUGCUCAAGUACCUAGUGCCACUGUUGGUUUCUUCAAGAGUCUCAGUAAAGCUAUGAGGUAUAUUACCCCCGGUGUAUCUGCUUCUGAUGACUUGGCUGUCGGCGAAGUCUCAAAGCCUGCGCCGAUACUUCGACUACCUUCACAGCUAGAGUUGGAGAUACACGACUUUACGCGUGAAGAGUUGGCCGAAAAGAAGUUCGCUUUGUUGAAUGACAACGGUCAGGUCGACUGGUUUCUCAGUUCUGGUGGCGGUCCUUUAGAAAUUCAGUACAUCAGUAUGCUUAGUGCCCAUAGCAGCUACUGGGUCAGUCCUGAUUUCAUCCGAUUGAUUGUUACAGAGUGUGGACGGGAGCCUGGAAAGCGUCAUACACUUCCGAAUAUGAGGGCAAGGAAGGUUGGGCAUAAAUCCUCUUAA